CUGUAGAUUAUAUAUGUUUGCGGAUGAAUGUUGCGUGAUGCUGCGGUGUUUCUUCUUCGACCCCGCCCACAGCGUUACGUCAUUACAUAAACAAACCCGUCACGUGUUCAGAGGAAACCGGAAGUGGCGGACUCAUCGUCUGCUCAUCAAAACAAAAACAUCAUCCUGAUGUUUCCUCUGACUGUUUUAAAAAUAUGGCAGCGACUUCACGGAGAAUAUAAGAGCUGUAAGAUCAACAUGGAGGAGUAGAAAGCAGAAGUUUGGUCGCUAGUUCGUUCUAGCAUUAAUAGCUUAGGUUAGUUUAGGUUAGCUUAGCUUAGCUCGCCGUUAGCUCCAUGGCGUCCUCAGCGGGACUCCCCCCGCUCGGCCCGGACCGAGCUGCUUCUUCCUCCGGCUCUCACACCGGGGGCAGGCCGCCUCUCCGGCCGCACCCCCCACCCCCGGCGCUGCCCCCCGGGGUGAUGGCGGAGUCGGUGGACGACGCGGAGGGUCUGUAUGUGGCGGUGGAGCGGUGCCCGCUGUGCAGCACCUCCCGCCGCAGGCUCACCUGCGCCCGCUGCGUGCAGGCCGGGGACUUCGUGCACUUGGACGGCAGGAACACGGAGAGAUUCAUUGAAAAGUUGGAGCGACUGAAGAAGCUGAAGGAGGAGAAGGAGCAGCUGCAGCAGAGAGUGAUCCAGGCCAUGGACCAGAAGCUGCAGGCUGAUGAGAUGAAAUGGAAGAUCAUGUCGUGUAAGAUGAAGAUCGAGCAGCUGAAGGAGGCGGUCGCCUGGGGCAACGAGGAGAUGAAGAGCGAUAAGGGCGUGCUCCUGCGCUCCCAGGAGGAGAGCCAGCGGCUGCAGCGCCGGGCCGGACGCCACCAGGAGAAACGAGAUAAGAUCGAGCGUCACAACCGUCGUCUGGGGGAGCUGCUGGAGAGACGCAGCCGGGAGCUGCUGGUCAGACUGGGACAACUGGCGGCGCUGAGGAGGGAAAACAUCCUGGAGCUCACCACGCACAUCUUCCCCACGCAGGAGGAGAAACUGGGCAGCAGAGACCCCGCGGACGUGGUGGCGGAGUGUGACCCGGCGUUGACCUCCAGCACGGUGAGCGAGCUGGCCGAGGCCCGCAGGACCACCUACCUGUCGGGACGCUGGAUCUGGGACGACCAGAACGGAGAGACCAGCAUCAGCAUCACGGGACCCCCCGUCACCCUGCCCAGCAACGGAGACUGCUCCGCCUACUACAGCUGGGUGGAGGAGAAGAGCACCAAUCAGGGGCCAGAGUUGGACCACAUCAACCCGGCUCACACCAUCAGCGCGGCGCUCUGCUACGCCACGCAGCUCGUCACCAUCCUGUCGCACAUCCUGGACGUCAACCUGCCCAAGAAGCUGUGUAACAGCGAGUUCUGUGGAGAGAAUCUGAGCCGAUAUCGAUUCACCAGAGCGCUGAGCAAACUGAACACCAACAUCCUCCAUCUGUGCUUCUCACAGCAUGUUGACAGUGAGAAGCUUCACCCUCAUCACACUCUGAGGAACAUCAUGUUUCUGGUUUCCCCCGACAACGACAACUUGGGCAGGACGGGUCCGUUCGAGGUGAGCGCUGACCUGGAGGAGUCGAUGGAGUUUGUGGAGCCGGAGGCGGCCGGGCCGGCGGAGGAGAGCGGAGACGAGGCGGUGACCGAUGAGGAGACGGACCUGGGAACGGACUGGGAGACGGUGCCCAGUCCGAGAUUCUGUGACAUCCCAUCACAGCCCAUGGAGCUUUCCCAGAGUGCAUUGCAGGUGUCCCAGCCCGCUGCAAACACAGGAGGGAUGAUCUCGUCUGCCGCUGCCUCCGUCACUUCCUGGUUCAGAGCGUACACCGGCCAGCGCUGAUCGGACCGGACCGGACCGGCUCGGAUCUCCAUACAUGAAGCGGCCCGGUUCAGAUCUGGACUCCUGCAGGUCCAGGACUUUGGGCUGGUUUGGAGCAGACUGGACUGAGCAGAGUGCAGGGGUCAGGGGUCAGAGGUCAGAGGUCAGCAGGUAGACAGUCAGAUUAUCAGAAGUUCAAAGACUUUCAGACUGUAGUUUCUCUUCUGUAGUUUGUUGUUGAAUCUCUAAACUUUAUUGUUUCAUGUUUCCAUGACAGUCGUCUCCGGAUGUUUCUAUGGAAACCGCUGUGGUGUGAAGCACGAGUGUCUCUCAGUGAAAAGUUCAAGAUAAUCAUUUUAAAGGAUUAUUCUGGUUUAUUCCAACAGGUCAUUAAAAUAUAAAAGAUUGAUGAUGAUUCAAUAAAUUAACUGGAACUGAAACAACACCAGCCAAAGGUCAAAGGUCGCAGCGAGAGAUGACACGUCUUCAUGACAUCAUUAAGUUGUUUUCCUGCUUAUGUUUACUUUAACAGCUGAUAUAGAUGUUAAAAAUUCAAUCACAGCGUUGGAUCAUCAUCAUGUUUAGUGAUAAAAAAACAUCAAAGUCGACACAUUUAACAUUUUAAAACUGACAAUAACACUAAAUAUUAAAUUAGAGCUGCAAGUUUCAUUAUUGAUUAACCUGAAGAUUAUUUUCUGGAAUCAUUAUUUGAUCAAUAAAACUGUUUCUCUACAGAUGGAAACAUCCGUCACAGUCCGUUAAAGCACAAAGUCACCAACAGUUCACAAUAUUCACUUUCCUGUAAAGGUUCCAUAUUUUACACAUAAAGCUUCUCUCUGCAGCUCCGCCGUGAACGGGGCUGCUCUCCUCUGAUUGGCUAACUGUGAUCCGAUGACAUCAUAACGUCGUCAACAUCAAAUGUUUGAACAAAUGACUUCAAAUAGUUUCAGAUUCGUUUUAUUUGAUCCUUUAAUAAUUUAAUAGUUUAAUAAUUAAAUAAUUUAAUAAUUAAUUGCAGCUCUUUACAGUAAAUAAAUGAUUUUAA
Messenger RNA from Thunnus maccoyii (southern bluefin tuna), 2880 nucleotides. RefSeq names its product autophagy related 14 (gene atg14). Gene Ontology annotation, biological process: cellular response to starvation; autophagosome assembly; mitophagy. The record is from RefSeq and is a predicted model, not a curated record. Lineage: Eukaryota; Metazoa; Chordata; Actinopteri; Scombriformes; Scombridae. Gene Ontology annotation, cellular component: autophagosome; phosphatidylinositol 3-kinase complex, class III; extrinsic component of omegasome membrane. The transcript is spliced from 11 exons. The coding region runs from base 336 to 1856 and encodes 506 amino acids.